Molecule: messenger RNA, 1371 nt
Organism: Gilbertella persicaria
Lineage: Eukaryota; Fungi; Mucoromycota; Mucoromycetes; Mucorales; Choanephoraceae
Exons: 3
Coding region: 45-1130 (361 amino acids)
Source: RefSeq, a predicted model, not a curated record
AUCUCGAGUAACCUUUUCUUUGUCUUUCUUUCUCCUUUAACUUAAUGCCGUCCUUUGUUUCUUCUAUUUUUCAUAAUUCUGCUAGUAAGAUAGAGUCUACAUUACUAGGAAAGAAUUCUCGAUUAGCAAUGCAUGCUCCAAAUAACUGUUAUUACAGCACCGAUAAUAUACCCGCCCCUCCACCCUACGACACCAUGCCAAGUCCUACGCCUACACCAAGUAAUUCAUGGACAUCAGAAAUGAGUGCUCUAGCAGAGAAAAUUAGAGACGAUGUCACCAGCACUUUUAAGGGCAAUCACAAAUCCAAUUCGCAACAAGUAGAUAGACACAGCAUUUCUCAAGGGAUGAAGCUCGUGUCGAUCGCAGCAGACGAGUAUGAAAGUGGCAAUGAAUCUGUCGCAUUAGAUCUUUAUUUGACUGGCGUAGAUAAAAUAUUAAUGGCCUUGCCAAAUAAGACGGAUUUAAAUACUAAAACAGCGAUUAGAGAAAAACUUCAGAGUGUAGAAGAACGUGUGGGUAUACUCAACUUGGCAGCCUCUCAAAAGAAGUUACGGCAAGAGGAUACGGAUAUCAAGAGCUCUACUGUCAACUCUUAUAUUUUAUCCCGCAUUGCUUCUACUAUCAGUACAAUCAGUAAUAAGGCUUAUCAAUCAGCCAAAAUAGAAGAAGAAGACUGCAGUGCAAGUAGCAACAUCACAACCCAUAUGGAAGGAGAUUCAAUGACAAGAUUUAAGCGAUUUGGGCAGUAUAUGAUUGACGCAGCAGUGACUUGUGCUAUCUUGAUCAAACAGUCUCCACUUCCAGGCCUCUUAUCGUUUCUAUUUGGUUAUGUGAUUCAACUAUUCUUGUGGAUCGAUUCACAGUACCACAUUAUACAAAAGUUGCAAGACAUGAGUGUUCAACUUAUCAAGUUGAGUUUACAAGCCGAUGAACAAUAUCGUCUGCAUGAGUAUAUAUCAGAGGGUCUCUAUAUAGUGUUUGCUGCCGGCUUGAAGGCUGUUGUUGCAUUUAAAGAAACACCGCGUAAAAAUGAGGCAUCUGAUGGCUAUCCCAGCCGUAAAAAAGAGCGAGUCAUGGCUUGUGCACCACCAGCACCACAAAAGACAAGUACAUCUUGGACUCCAUGGUAACAAUCACUACACUAUAGCAUUGUGAAAGCCAGAAUAAAGUUAGAAUGGAGUUAAUGUGUUAACUCUGAUUAGAGUGAAAUUAGAGGCUCAAUGACCACAUAAAGGACGGUAAUGGUUGCAAGGAAAUUUUACAAAAGCAACCUAUUGUUGUUUAUCUAGCCUAAUCGUUUGGUCAUUUCCUUUUGUCUGUCGCUUGAGCUAUUCUAAACUCUUUUUAUGAGAAUAAAAUACAAUAUAAUUC